AUGUCGUCGGAUCAAGAGUCCUCCGAACAGCAACAGUCUCAGCAGCAGCAGCAAGACGAGCAGCAGCCAAACCUGUCUCGAGGAAAUGGUCCAUCAGAAGCUGAAAUCAGACAAGAGUCCUCCCGAGCUGCCGAAAAGGCGCUCGCAGCACAGAAUAAAGCCAACGAGCUGAAAGAAGCUGCCAAAGGAGCAGGCGAUGCGGACGAGCGCCAAAAACUCAUGGAGCAGGCCAUCGAUAAGCAGAUUGAGGCAGAGUCGCUCGGCAAGACUGCAAAGUAUAUGCGAGGAGGUGCUUUCCAAGGCAUGUGUGUCGGUGCAGGUCUGGGAACAGCACCAGGACUCACGCUGGGAACAUUAACGGGCACGAUCGUUGGGGGUCUCACAUCUGCACUAUUGGGAGGUCUGGGAGCCGGGGUGGGAGGACUCGUCGGAUGGGCUCAUGGGCCGUUUUGGAAUGUGGGUGAAGUGCUUGGGAAAGGCAUUCGAAAGGUUACGGGUGAUUUGCCGAGCUGGAAGGCUACGGAGGACCAGAAGAAAAAGUUGGAAGAGAUGAUUGCACAGGCGAAUAAAGAGGAGAUGCCAGGUACGAAAGAACUUAAAAGUAUGGCAAAGGAUGGUUGGGACGGUGCCAAGCACCAGGGGAAUUCGUGGUAUCAGACUGGAGCGUCGUAUAUGCCUGGAAGUCGACCUGAUGCUACUGGCAAGGCGCACGAUGGAGCCGGGCAGUCGAAUGGAUCCGCCAAGCAGGAUGAUGAGCCAGUGCGUGCGAGUCCGGAUACUGUUGAAGCUGUGAGGCAGGCUAGUACGUAUUCUCAUAAUACUGGAAAUCCUCGGCCAGAUACAGCCCCUAAACCUGGAGUGACAAAGACAAACACUUCUUCGAAGCCGUCGCAAGCGGACCCGGCGCAUGCACGAAAGCAACCUCGAAAACUGGAGAGACGGUCAAAUGGAUCCAGUCUACAACCAGAGCAACGCAAACCCCGCAAGCUCGAGGUUCGUUCGCAUUAGAAGGCACUCUUUGGGUCUCGUUCAUAUAUCAUCAUCAAUGCCGAACAGACGAUGCACAUCUUCAACGACAUCCAUCGGACCGUCCAUCUCGGCGACAGGAUCGGCAUCGCAGGUCUGGAAAAUCCAGCCUUGUGUCGCCGGCAAUGUGACAUGUCGCCGCGGGCUCCACAAAGCUCAUAGUUACACACUUUCGGCGCUGUGACUUGACAUCCUCGUGCCACGAUGUGACUGUACUCGCAACAGGCAACCGAAGAAUUCGAAUCUCUUAUCAUCGCGAUACAAGUUCUAAUCACCGCGUUGAAGAGUUAUGAAGGUGCGUGCCAUUAUGGUGGUGACGCACGAUUCGCUUCUUCAUGAAGUUGCGUUUUUGAGGGGACUUGCAUGGAGAAGGGGGAAUUGGCUGUGAGUAGCAGACCUGAUGAUGAAGAGAAGAGUAGUGAGGAUGACGAGGCGGAGGGGCAGAAGAGGAGGAGAAGAGGAGGAGGAGGAGGAGGAGGAGGAGGAGGAGGAGGAGGAGGAGGAGGAGAACAAGAGUCCUGUAUCGUCUUCCAAAAGGAAAACCUGUCAGAGACAUUCAGACUCGAAGGAGAUGUGGAACAGUAUGAGGAGAUUACUGCGCAGAGCGCCACGAAGGUAGGAAAGAGGUGAUGACUUUCCCGCCAUUUCUCUCUUCCCCUUCCAGCUGCGUAGAAGUACAAUAUCUAUAUCAGCAGGUAUCUCCUGUUUCCACCAUUUCCGUCAGCUUGUCAGAUGCAAGAAUAGGAACUACCUAGGUACUGUAAUUGUCAACUCACGAGGUGGCUGUUC
Messenger RNA from Sphaerulina musiva SO2202, 1815 nucleotides. RefSeq lists its product as uncharacterized. NCBI's taxonomy places the organism in Eukaryota, Fungi, Ascomycota, Dothideomycetes, Mycosphaerellales, Mycosphaerellaceae. The transcript has a single exon. The record is from RefSeq and is a predicted model, not a curated record. The coding region runs from base 1 to 1008 and encodes 335 amino acids.